This is a messenger RNA of Caenorhabditis elegans, 1293 nucleotides long. It is a transcript of the gene F09E10.5, whose product is annotated as Globin family profile domain-containing protein. The record is from RefSeq and is marked reviewed. The transcript is spliced from 7 exons. Lineage: Eukaryota; Metazoa; Nematoda; Chromadorea; Rhabditida; Rhabditidae. The coding region runs from base 1 to 954 and encodes 317 amino acids.
AUGUCAACGCUAAUUUCGGACCCAUUAGAUAUUAUGAAGAACAAGGAAGCACAUCAGCUCUACGAGCAAAAGGGGUUGCUGCCGGAGUCCAACCAGCUAGACGUUUUGCCAAAUCACAUGGAGCUUUGCCACAAACAUUGGCCGGACAACUUUGAAGCACUCUACGAUAUCGGAGCAAAAGCCUUCGAGACAUUUUUAAUUGAUCGUGACCAUCUAACAAAACUAUUCAACGUGGAACAAGUGAAAAGUGAUUCCUGGAAACAACAUUUUGUUCUGGACCGAUGUGUGCUUCAUAUGCUCCAAAUGUUUCAUGAGACUAUAUCUAGUUAUCAUAACGGCACUGUUGAUGAGGAAUUUUAUAGAAAGCUUCAUGUUUUUGGAGGACGGUACAGGUCGUUGGCGCCGUUGGUGGCUGUUGAGGAGUACUUUCAUUUGUUCAAUUUAUGGGCGGAGAAACAUAUUGACUUCAUUUCUCUCACAUGCUACGAAGGUCCAGUAUGCAAUAAUGACAAGAAAAUCAUAGAAAGUGUCUGGAAAAAGAUUAUACAAAGUAUCAAAAUUCAUUUUGUGUACGGUUGGCACCACAAGAAGUACACAAUGACCAGAGAGGAAAUGGAAUAUUUUCACAAGGACAAAACUGUCGCUGAACCGACCAGAUCGAGACUUAUCACAAAACUAGCACGUCUGAUGAGCAGGGAGAGUUUCAGUGACGCUAGCAUUGAGGAGAAGGCGUCUCCGACAAGGAAGCUGUCGCAUGGUAGUUUACAAACGUCGGCGCCCGGGCCAUCCAGAAUCACGGUACCAACACGUUCCACUCAACUUCGAAUCAACACUUCACACUCCCGCGAGGAAGACAUUGACGAGUCGGCUCCUAUUGAAAUUUGUGACAUUAGUUUGGAUUUUGUGAAUAAGCCUGAUGAGUAUUCUCCGAUUAAUGUUUCUAGACAUUUUUGAAUAAGUUACUUGAGUUUUUUUUCAAAAUUAAAAUAUUUCACUUCGGGCAGUGACUAAGAAACAUUUAGCAAAAAAAUGUUUGCACUAAACAAAAAAUGUUUGCACUGACCAAAAAAUGUUUGCACUGACAAAAAUGUAAUUUGCUGGGUUCAUUAACAUUUAGUUUAGAGUUUUCCUAUUUAUCAAUAACCUUAUACUCAAAUUUUGUUAACAAAACGUGAAAGUUUUCAAUUGAACAAUUAUACAAAACAGUUUUGUUAAACCUUCGUGCAAUAAUUUGAAUAACAUUUAUUUCAUUUUUUAAUUAUAAUGUAUAUUUGAUCACUAAUAAAGAUAUCC